Symbiodinium natans is the source of this 2955-nucleotide messenger RNA. The record is from the annotation of a GenBank genome assembly. NCBI's taxonomy places the organism in Eukaryota, Dinophyceae, Suessiales, Symbiodiniaceae.
AUGAGACAUUUGAAAGAAGCCUUUCAUGCCGCUCUGAAACAGGAUAAGAAGAAGCUCCAAGAAGCUGCGAGCAAGUAUGCAAGCACGCGCUUGCAAACCCGCUUGGCUAUGCAGGUGCUCCACAAGGCGCAGUACGAACCAAUCAUGGAGUUGCAUAUGUUCCCCAAAGAUCCUACGGACGUCAGGUCCGCGUGGAUGGUCUUGCUGGUACCGCGCUCUGAAGACAUCUUUGGGCAAACGUUAUUCCUCUGCAAGCAAGGCAGGCAGCAGGAUGGCCAGAAAUAUUCAUGCUUGGCCCAGAUGGCUUUCCAGCCUUUGCCUUUUCGAGCCCUAGCACUCCUGGGCAUGUGGGAUUCUGCUGUGGAGCGGUUAAGGUCGACAGGACACGUCCUUGUAGCAGGUGUGGGGUUGAUGUUUGUCGCUUGCCUGUGCUUCGGGUCUUGCAUUAUCGUGUACGAGGUUGCAAUCAUAAUUUGUUUGAUUUUCCGCGGCAGUUCGCCAACGGCUUCAUCACUGCAAAGCGAGGAUUUCCUGGGCAUGGAGCUGCCGGAGGCAUACCAAAUCACCCGUCAUGUGUUCUUGUUUACGGAGCCGGACGCAAACAGCAAGCUGGCAAAUGUCGCUCCCUUACAAGUUGGCAGCCAAGUGGAGGUGCUGGAGACACGACGUGAAAGUGCCAAAUUCAGCAUAAAACGGUUGCCGUCCGCCCUGACAAGCAGCGUGCGACGCUGGAUACCGAACAUAUUCCGCACCAAAAUUUGGGCCCGGCUGAAAACACCUGAAGGGUGGAUUGUAUUGUUUGAUGAAACGUGGCAACUUGCAAAUGCCACAAAAGCAGACGAAUCUGUUUCAGCGAAAUACUGCACGCACCCUCAGCUUCUUGUACAAUUCCCAGCGUUCCUUCGUCGACACGUGAUCCUUGCCUCGAGCCACCUCGCGGGGCAGUGGGUCGUGAUGGAGUGCGUUCCCCAAGGAUUCUCUUUGCUCGCGGUCUUUUUCCUGUUUCAAGGCUGCGUUUUGAUUGGUUUGUUUCAUCGGGAGAUAGGGAUACCUCACAUAGCAAGCAAAGCCGCUCAAAAGCAAGUCUAUGGCGAGUAUAAUAACCUGCUGAGGUUUGUGAUGCAUGCCGCUGCGCUCUACUAUGCAAUGCUGACCGCGACAGCUGCUCUGGAGUAUGACGAGGUGUUGGAGACACAGCAGGUGAUCUUGGAACUUGGGAAACCUGUUUUGGCAGUGAGGCUGGUUUGGCUUGCUGUUGCUGUGUCGGUUGUAGUGGCUGCCAGCCUGCUCGAAGCUUCGGCUACUUCUUCCUUUAAUUUUCUGACAUUUCUGACGACGCUGAUACUUCACAUACUUGAUUUGUCUACUUCGUCCUCUGGCCUGGACAAAUGGAGACAACCUCAGAUUGAGGCGGACGAGUUCACAGCGGUUGCCAGCCGUCAGCUUGAACACACUACUUCGGGGCCAAAGACGCUGUCCAAGCAGAGAGCCGUCUUGAGAAGCUUAGCAAGCUUGGUGUCCCGGCUAUGUGCAGUCAGUGGGCUAGCGGUCUUGAUGCUUAUCGUGCUGGAUGUACAAAGCACGCAACCGCAGCUAACUAGAUAUUCCUUUGACCGUGGAUACUUGCAGUACCCGGCCAGUGAAGAAGCCUAUCACAAUACUCUUGUUUUGCCUGCGGAUGUUGACUCGGUCGUCUUCUUCUUUGAGGUUGGAGCUCACACCUCCCAUUUAUUCCUCAAGUGUGUGCAUCCCUUGCUAGAGGAGGUCGAACCAGUGCUGCUGUUUUCAGCUAAAGACAGGGCGGAAAGGACUGGAGAGUACCAGCUCGCUAUCCCAGCUGGGCCUCUUUACAGCCGAAUAACAGUUGAAGCCACGGGCUGGCCCAAACCAACUGUAUACACAGUCCACGUGAUUAGGAUUGGUGUCGACAAGAAUCUUGCUAUCACAGGAUCCAUGACCGGCUCAGGCGGAGCCAAGAUUUUCCAUGAGGUGCGCAGCUGGCAGCAUCUUGCCCGAACUCCUGAAUGGUACGUCCCAGCAUUGGAUAUGAACGCAAACAUCACGCUGACCAUGGUGCAGAAGCCUUGCGCAUUUGCGCCCGUUUUCGUUGGUACUUCAUGUCCAUUGUGGUGUUCGCAUGCAUGUUCCGAAAGACAGGUAUUCGGUAUUCGUGUCAAUGGCACCAACCAGACUGUGCAGGUUGUUGCUUGUCUGUCGCCUUCACUGCACGACUCGUUCAUCCAGACGGGGCACACAUCGGACCUGUGGAGUGACAAGGAAGCCUUGUCUGCUUGGUUAGGCGAAAUGCUGACUGGCCUCGUUUCUCUUGCUGGUUCGUACCUCAGCCCUGGUCUUCCUUGUCGCCAUUGUAUCCCGGAAAAUGUUUCCACCACGCAGCCCGCACACUUGUUAUUAGGUCCCCGCCUGGAGCUCGGAACUGCAAUGGGGCCGGAGGACGGGUCCUCUGGCGAGCAGAUCCACGUGCGCAUCACUUCUGAACCUCCUGCAGCCCAACUGAUCAUGAAUGGUGCUGGUUUCUUGUUCCCCCGAUUCUCUCAACGAGAGCCGCGCAGAAAGUACGUAGUUUGCUGCUUGGACACGUGGGACUCAUUGUCGGCCACAGUUUCCGAUGCCCGGUACGAGGUCACAGCGCAUGUUGAGUCAGUCGGAGAUGACUGCAGUGGGACCGUGGAGCAGAAGCUCUUCACAGUAGCACGCAGGCCUUCGGCAUAUUCCCCUGACGGUGGCGGAUUGUACAAGAUUGGGCAGACUGUGGUGAUGACAUCAGCGCAGGCCUGUUUGAGUGAAGCAAUGAAUACAGACAAUCUGUCCGCCUUCCAUGACAUUGGAUCCUGCAUUCCUGCGGAGAGGCGGAGGCAAGCGUGGAACCGGACUGCAAUUGCGAUGGCUCAGACGCUAGUGCAAGACUGGCGGUUGGAUGCCAGUCACCCGUGA